Molecule: messenger RNA, 6820 nt
Organism: Ictidomys tridecemlineatus (thirteen-lined ground squirrel)
Lineage: Eukaryota; Metazoa; Chordata; Mammalia; Rodentia; Sciuridae
Gene: Znf180
Product: zinc finger protein 180
Biological process (GO): regulation of transcription by RNA polymerase II
Cellular component (GO): nucleus
Molecular function (GO): RNA polymerase II cis-regulatory region sequence-specific DNA binding; DNA-binding transcription factor activity, RNA polymerase II-specific
Source: RefSeq, a predicted model, not a curated record
CCCGCUCUCCGCGGCGGUACACUUCCGGGUUCGGCCAGAGCGCAGCCAUUGUCCCGCGCGCGGACGCCUGUUUAAGGCUCCGCACUACAGCCCUUAGGAGCUAACUCGGAGCGGCCUUGUGGAUGCUGACUAGGGGAGGGACCAGAUUAGUUCAACCCGUCUCAGACGGGACACAGAACCGAGGCAGGGGGCUGCUUAACCCGAGAGCGUCCAGCCACAGAGCCGUGCGGGGCACUGAGGCGGAGACUGGCCGGACCCGAGCAGCGGGCCCGGACCCCAGUUCAGUACCCGGCCGUGCCUGGAGGACAGUAUGGAAGGGCAGGAUGAGAAGCUCCCAGGACCCCUUAAGGCCUGCACACAGUUUCUGAUUCAAGAAUCAAUAGCACUUGCUUCCAGUGUCAGAAGAUUUGAGAAGGAGAAAAUAUACAUGAAUGGACUGCCACUUGACAGGUCCAGUUAUUGCACCCUACAGAGAGAAACUUGAGGAAGCUACAAAGGAAUGGUCUUUUUUCAAGGACUCUCUCCUUCCUCAAGAGAUUAACAUCAAGGUUGAGGGAGAAGAUGCUGGGUCACUGGCCAUCCCAUCCCAGGAAGAAGUGAACUUCAAUAUUGUAACUGUGGACUUUACUCAUGAGGAACAGGAUACUUUGAACCCUGCUUAUAGGAUCCCUGACAGAAGUGUGAUCCUGGAGAACCACAGGAACCUGGUCUCUUGGGACUUGGCAACUGCACUUGGAAGGAAAGAAUCAACUUCAAAACAGAGCAUUUUUGAUGUGGAAUCAUCACCUGGAGUAAAGAUAGAAAGGUUGACAAGAGAUGAUCCUUGGCUAUCUUCAUGUGAAGAAGUUCAUAAUCAUAAGGAUCAGUUGAAGAAGCAACAGGAAAAGCAAGAGAGACUUUUUCAGGGAAUGGCAGCCACUCAAAAGAAAGCUAUUAUUCAUGAGAAGGUUUGCAAAAGUGAUGAAUUUGAGAAGAGUGAUCUAAAUCCCAGCCUUCUUUCACUCCCAGUGAUACCCAUAAGAAACCAUUUUCAUAAACAUUUGUCACAUGUUAAAAAAUCUCAUUAUAAUUCUGUUGUAAACAGUUAUCAGAAGAUUAAUGACAGUGAGAAAUUAUGUGAAAAUAAUGAAUGUGGAAAACUCCCUCAGAGCAUCCACCUUAUUCAGUUUACAAGAACUCAUAAAAGAGAUAAGUCCUAUGAAUUUAGUGACACUAUUCAACCUUUUAGCCACAGAGCAUCCCUAAAUAUACAUGAAAAAAUUUAUGAAGAAGGUAAGACCUUUGAUUUUAAGGAAUGUGGGCAAGUUUUGAACCAUGACAUAUCCUUUAAUGAACAGCAGAAAAUUCCUAUUGAAGAGAGUCAGUAUAAAUGUAGUAAAACUUCUCAGAAUUCAUCCCGUGCUCAAAAUAUGAGAAAUAAUUCUGAAGAAAAACCUUUUGAAUGUAAUCAAUGUGGGAAAGCCUUUAGCUGGAGCUCACAUCUUGUUGCACAUCAAAGAACUCACACAGGGGAGAAACCUUAUGAAUGUAAUGAAUGUGGAAAAUCCUUCAGCCGGAGCUCCCACCUCGUUUCCCAUCAAAGAACCCAUACAGGAGAGAAACCUUAUAGAUGUAAUCAGUGUGGGAAAUCCUUUAGCCAGAGCUACGUGCUUGUGGUACACCAGAGAACUCAUACUGGAGAGAAGCCUUAUGAGUGCAACCAAUGUGGAAAGUCAUUCAGGCAGAGCUACAAACUAAUUGCACAUCAAAGAACACAUACUGGAGAGAAGCCCUAUGAAUGCAGUCAGUGUGGGAAAUCAUUUAUCCAGAGUUAUAAGCUUAUUGCACAUCAAAGAAUUCACACUGGAGAAAAACCCUAUGAAUGCAAUCAGUGUGGAAAAUCCUUUAGUCAAAGUUAUAAACUUGUUGCACAUCAGAGAACUCACACAGGGGAAAAACCUUUUGAAUGUAAUCAGUGUGGAAAAUCUUUCAGCUGGAGCUCUCAGCUAGUGGCACAUCAAAGAACUCACACUGGAGAGAAACCCUAUGAAUGUAAUGAAUGUGGAAAAUCUUUUAACCGCAGUUCUCACCUUAUUAUGCAUCAGAGAACUCAUACCGGGGAAAAACCCUAUGAAUGUAAUCAGUGUGGGAAAUCCUUCAGCCAGAGUUAUGUUCUUGUUGUGCAUCAGAGAACUCAUACUGGAGAAAAGCCCUAUGAAUGCAGUCAGUGUGGGAAAUCCUUCAGGCAGAGUUCAUGUCUCACUCAACACCAGAGAACUCAUACUGGAGAGAAACCCUAUGAAUGUAAUCAGUGUGGGAAAACAUUUAGUUUGAGUGCUCGACUUAUUGUACAUCAAAGAACUCACACUGGAGAGAAACCAUUUACAUGUAAUCAGUGUGGGAAAGCUUUCAUUAAUAGCUCUAAACUUAUUAGGCAUCAGGCAACUCAUAAUGAAGAGAAAUCCUAUGAAUAUAACUAGUUUGGAAAUUUAUUCCAUUUGUUUUUUAAAAUUUAUUUUAAGAAAGUGCAUUUGGUGGGAAGGACUAGUAUAAAAUGAUGCAUGUGGAAAACCUUUUAGUUAACCUUCUUUUAUUGUAUAUCUGGAAAUCCAUUUUCAAGAAAGAGAGAAAGCUGUGAACUACAUAUUCUAACAUAGCAAUUCCAUGAGCAGUGUCAGACUUGGCCCUUAUGUACAUCCUACAGAUGUAAUAAAUACUGACCCUUUUCCUUGCAGAUAACACUCAGAUCUGAAUCUGAGAGAGAAAACCAGUUAGAUAGACCUUUCUCCCCUCAUAGAGUAAAUGAAAUGCUUGUUGUAGAGAAGAUUGAAAAAGUGUUGUAGUUCAUAAAACUUAGGCUGGAAAACAGUUUUUCAGAGUGUCAUUCUACUACUUAAGUUCUCCAUUAGAUUGGGAUCUGUUUUGUAUGGUGCUUUGUUACAAGUGAAGAUUUUAUAAACAUUAGGAAAUUGGCCAUGAUAUGAAAUGAAAAACAGGACAAGAAUACAGAAAUUUUCUUUUCUAGAACCAUUAUGAUGUUUAUGUAUAGAUUAUAAUUGAAAGGGAUUAUGGGUGCAUCUAAUUGAUAUUAUGGUUAAUGUCAGGUUUUCUUUGUUUUCUGGAAUUUAUGCUGUUUUGCAACAAGAAAUGAUAUAACGAGUAAAAACAACAAAAGGCACAAAAAUUACCAUCUUGUUUGACCAUUUAGGAAAGACUAUACAGCCAGAUAGCAAAGAUCCCUCAGGGUUCUGAAAUUCCCAUUUCAUUUACCAUGAGUAGGCUGCUCCUUAGGACUUGGAUUCCCAGGAAUGUUCUUUGUUGAAAAUAAUUCCUUGGGGAUUUAGACCAGAAAGGGUCUGUAUGAGCAGUUGAGAACAUGUGGGCAGUACAGGGAGUGAAUGAGCUUAUUUUCAUAUAUUCAGAGCAGUAUAAAGGAGCACUGUUUCUAAGUGGGGUUUUUCCUCCCCAUGUUUGGUAUUAUUUUUUCUGUGGAAUGUGUUCCUAAUGUGAGGGUCCCCUGAGAGAGAGAGAGAGUGUGUGUGUGUGUGUGUGUGUGUGUGUGUUGCUACUCUGGCUGAGUGCUCUUCAUUUAAAUUAAGCCUGCAAGAGUGCUUUCUAGUCAAGCAAAUUUUAUAGGUACUCUUCAGUUUUUAAGAUUUUUUUCAUAUACCUUCAUGACCCUUGUCCCUGAAUCAUGAAUUCUGAUCCUGUAGGUAAUUGUGUGCCUAAAGCCUCUGUUCUUAAGUAAUAACAAAAUAAAUGCAGAGAUGAACUAAGAGCAGAAAAUAGAGGUAAAUUCUUUGGAGAAAAGGAAGAAAACCUAAAGUGAUAUCUGGUAGAGGUAAUUAGUAACAUUCUGUCCCCAUGAAAUGACCCUUGGGAACCAUCUCUUUGAGGAAUAAGCCAGAGCAUGUGCCAAACCUGACAAUGACAGAAAGUCUCAGGGGACAGUUGUUGAUGGCGGGAAACCUUGCUUCUAUCCCAGGAGAAUCAACUCUUAGUUCCAUUCAUUAACUUUUGGAAAGGACAUGGAAUUGUGGAAAAUCUUAGUUUAACAACGAAAACUAAAUAGUCUCUUCCCCCAAUUAUAAAGGCAAAGAUCUCUGAUUGUACAAAUUAAUAUAAAUACAGAUGGGUUAAAAAUUAGGGCUCUGAAGAUUUCAAGUUUUGGAAGUGAUUUAUUCCAAAGAAAUUUCUUUAGUAAAUGAAAUAUUUCAUCAACAAUGUGAAAUUUGUAAAACUGUAAAAACAUUUGAAAUAAGUAUUUGUGUGAGUGGUUGUGUGUGUGUGUGUGUGUGUGUGUGUGUGUGUGUUUUCUGGCUACCUGGCAAGGUUGAAUAUGUGUGUCAUGUUUGUGUCAUAAAUGUAUCAGUUCUUAGGUGGUGAUUUAUGGUUGCCAAGUGUUUGAAGUAAAAUAGAUUUUAAUAAUUAAAAAAAUUGGAAUAAUUUUCUGUCAUUUAUUCAAUAAUUUUCCUUUGCAAGAAAGGUGUGGUUAUUCCAAAAUGAUCAAUCAAAAAUAAAGAGAAGUAUCAACAUACCAAAAAUAUGAGUUAUAUUUCUUAGCCUAAAGUUUAGGGCUAAGAAAGGGUAUUCAAUAGCUUGAUUUUAAUUACACACACAUGACUGUGUAUACAUUCACACACAGACUGAGCAUCUCUAAUCUGAAAAUCUGAAAUCUUAAAUGCUCCCAAGUCCAAAACACUUUGAGUGCCAAAAUGAUGCCACAAGUGGAAAAUCCCACCUGUGCGAUUUAUGUGACAAGUUACAGUAAAAGUGCAGGCAUACUUAAAUUACCUAAGUUAUAGUGUAAAUUGUAAAAUUGUCAAGUGUCUGUGAAACAAAUGAAUUUCAUGUCUAGACUUGGGUCCCAUCCCCAAAUACCUCAGUAUGCCUAUGUGAAUAUUCUAAAAUCUGCAAUUCAGAGUACUUCUGGUCCCAAGUAAUGUGGAUAAAAAAUAUUGGAACUCUGUACAUGUUUUACAGGCCAGAUUUCAUUUCUUUCAUUUUACUUAGUAUAAUUGGAAAUAAAAGUGAUGGAAGUGUUUUUAAUAUCUGGAUGUUAAGAAAUCCUCUCCUGGGCUGGGGACGUGGCUCAAGCGGUAGCACGCUCGCCUGGCGUGCGUGCAGCCCGGGUUCGAUCCUCAGCACCACAUACAAACGAAGAUGUUGUGUCCGCCGAGAACUAAGAAAAAAUAAAUAAAUAUUUUAAAAAAUCCUCUCCUAGAACUAAUUUUUCAAAGAGUAAUUCAAAACUGAAUUCAGAACUGCCUAGGAAUUAUCUACAACCGUACUGCACUAAUAAAACGUGUAAAGAAAAAACUGCCCAGGAAGCAGGAAGGUGACUCCUCCGCCCAGAAGCUUUUCCUUUGGUUCUGUAUUUGGUUAGUUCACAUUUUUCUUCACCACAACCUGCCUUUUGAGAGGACAAAGAACAUAUUGACUCCUGCAACACACUUUAUGGCAGUGUGAAACCCUAAGGAUGUUAAUUUCUGAACUUUCUGCAUUGUUGAAAAAUGUCAAGGAUAUGCCAUUAACCUGAAUUACUAGUUUAUUUAAAAGUGACAAUAAUAUGUACAGGUGAUCAUAAGUGGAUCUGUUGAAAUUUUAGUAGUUGAGGAAAAGGUUAAAUAGAACAAUGUCUACAAAAAGGCCAGAAGUUUUUUCCUGAUGAAAUUUCAAAUUCAUUUAUCUGGUGUUAUCAUUCUCUAAUAGUUGUAUGAACAUUCCAUUAUUGAUACUCGGUAUAUAUAUUAUUAUGUUGCUCAAGGGUAGAGGGAGUUGCAAUCUUUUUAAAUAAUCUCAUGCUUGAAUUAGAUGCAAGUUCAGUUUGCUGAUCGUAUUGAUCAUCUAGAUUUGUAUGUAACACAUCAGUUCCAAGAUGUGUUCCCAAGAAGUAGAGCACUCAAGUCACCACAGCUUCCCCCAUGUGGUGCAUCCUCAACCUGUGUCCCACUAAGGAAGAUAGGAUGACGGGGUGGGAAGACAGCAUGACACUGGGGUAUUGUUCUCUGCACUGGAUAAAAUCCAGUUGUACGUUUUGUUUUUUAUUUAAAAGGAAGACUAAUGUUUUUGACUUUAAAUGAAACUAAAUUGUGGCUUUUUGUGAUUAUGUAUGAGACACUCAAAUUGUUUAGAAAACAUUGAAUUUAAAAACUUUUUAAACUAAAAUAUGGUGACUAGGUUACAGCUCAAGUUAAACUGUAAACAGCAACCCUUACAGGCUGAGCAGCCUCUUGGAUCACAUCUUAACCUGUGGACCUAUCUAUUGUGCAGCAGGUGAUCUGGAGCCAGGGCUCUUUGGUGAACAGCCAAAGGUAAUUUGGUGAACAGCUUAAGGUAAUUAAGGUAGAAAAAUUAAAAUGGACUUAACAUUUAUGGCCAAUAAGUAACAUUCUCAGAGACAUCUGUGUCAUGUUUUAUAGGCCACAGGGGCCCCUGACCCAAGCAGAGCCACCCAGGCAGGAACGCUGAUCGUUGAGAAAGCCUUAGUUACGGACACAUGGGUCAGGCUAGGUCUGCAGGAUCAAGAGUGCUAAAGUGCAAACUGGGAUUCUGAUAGUUCUCACAAAAGACAUUUAAUAUUGAUCAACCCAAAGUGUCCUGCAUGAAAGUUGUUAGCAGUUAUUGUUAUAUAGUCUCUGUAGGAAACGGAACCUUCUCCAGACUGAUUGCAAACUGUGGGUGUUUUCACACAUUGAAAGGAGCACCUAAAGGUAUAGAUUAUCGCCCCUUAUUAUCUGGUACUCAAGUUGACCUCUUCAUUACUUGUCUUUAGUGGGUCGGUGUGUGGGCCGCAUGAGGAUAUAGAUGUGACUAAUAAAUGGACUCAACCCCCUUGGAA